Trichosporon asahii var. asahii CBS 2479 is the source of this 1209-nucleotide messenger RNA. Its product is annotated as ketol-acid reductoisomerase. Gene Ontology annotation, molecular function: ketol-acid reductoisomerase activity. Gene Ontology annotation, cellular component: mitochondrion. NCBI's taxonomy places the organism in Eukaryota, Fungi, Basidiomycota, Tremellomycetes, Trichosporonales, Trichosporonaceae. The coding region runs from base 1 to 1209 and encodes 402 amino acids. The transcript is spliced from 2 exons. Gene Ontology annotation, biological process: L-valine biosynthetic process. The record is from RefSeq and is a predicted model, not a curated record.
AUGUCGCUCCGCACUCAGGCCCUCCGCGCCGCUGUCCGCGCCAACGUCCCCCGCGCUUCGCGCUCCUUCUCCCUCCUCGCCCGCCAGGCUCCCAAGGCUGCCGUCGCUGCCGCCUCCCGCAUGGGCCUAACCUCCCAGGCCACCCGCGGUGUCAAGACCCUUGACUUCGCCGGCACCAAGGAGGACGUUUACGAGCGUGCCGACUGGCCCGUCGAGCGUCUCCAGGACUACUUCAAGAACGACACCCUCGCCAUGAUCGGCUACGGCUCGCAGGGCCACGGCCAGUCCCUCAACGCCCGUGACAACGGCCUCAACGUCAUCAUCGGUGUCCGCAAGGGCGGCGAGUCCUGGAAGCAGGCUCAGGAGGACGGCUGGGUCCCCGGUGAGACCCUCUUCGACAUCCCUGAGGCCAUCGAGAAGGGUACCAUCAUCAUGAACCUCCUCUCCGACGCUGCCCAGUCCUCCACCUGGCCCGAGAUCGCCCCCCUCAUCACCAAGGGCAAGACUCUCUACUUCUCGCACGGCUUCUCCGUCGUCUACAAGGACGACACCCACGUCGUUCCCCCCAAGGACGUCGACGUCAUCCUCGCCGCCCCCAAGGGCUCCGGCCGCACUGUCCGCACCCUCUUCCUUGAGGGCCGUGGUAUCAACUCGUCGAUCGCCGUCUACCAGGACGUGACCGGCCACGCCAAGGAGAAGGCCGUCGCCCUCGCCAUCGGUAUCGGAUCCGGCUACGUCUACGAGACCACCUUCGAGAAGGAGGUCUACUCUGACCUCUACGGAGAGCGUGGUGUCCUCAUGGGCGGUAUCCAGGGUAUGUUCCUCGCCCAGUACGAGGUUCUCCGCAAGAACGGCCACUCGCCCUCUGAGGCCUUCAACGAGACCGUCGAGGAGGCCACCCAGUCGCUCUUCCCCCUCAUCGGCAAGUACGGCAUGGACUACAUGUACAACGCCUGCUCCACCACCGCUCGUCGUGGUGCCCUCGACUGGGCCCCCAAGUUCAAGGAGGCCAACCUCCCCGUCUUCGAGGCCCUCUACAAGUCGGUCCGUGACGGCUCCGAGACCCGCCGCUCGCUCGAGUUCAACUCGCGCAAGACCUACCGCGAGGACCUCCAGAAGGAGCUCGACGAGAUCGACAACCAGGAGAUCUGGCGCGCCGGCAAGACCGUCCGUGCCCUCCGCCCUGACGCCAAGAAGGAGGACCUCUAA